AUGCUCCGCACAGCAGUUAUCUUUUGCAUUUUGGCAUCUGCCUUAUGUGACUACGACAAAAAACUCUCGUACGGCAUCGGACCUUUGUCAAGAAGAGGGUUUGGAGGAGGAAAUCUUGGAUUCGGAGAUUUUGGCAUUGGUGGGGGAAAUCUUGGAUUCGACGGUUUUAGCGGAGGUAAUCUCGGAUUUGGCAAUGUUGGUGGACUCCAAAUAGGAGCACCUUCGUUUGGUGGAGUCAACUUUGGUGGAUUUGGAGGUCAAAGUUUCAGAUCCUUCUUCUCUAGUCCCGGAAGUGCUGCCGCAUCAAGUGCUGCUGCUUCCGAUGGCCCGUUUGGUGGAUCUGCAGCAUCUUCCUCCGCAGCUUCUAGCGGAUUAGGAGGUUCCCAAUUCUUUGGUGGUAACUUUGGCAAUGCUGGAUUUCAAAGCUUCAGGUUCUUCGGUCCCGGUGGUAGCGUAGCUACUGGUAGUGCUGCCGCCAGUGACGAUGGGUCGGCUGCUGCUUCGUCUGCUGCAGCUGGUAAUGGAGCUGCCGCAGCCUCAGCAGCUGCAGCAUCUCCAUCACUCGGAUUCCCUGGCCUAACGUCAUUCCCAGGCAGUUACUACUCUUAUCCUGGAAGUUUCUACUCAUAUCCCGGAAGUUUGUCUUCCUAUCCAGGAAGUUUUUACUCCUAUCCCGGAAGUUUCUCCUCUUAUCCCGGAAAUAUCUACUCCUAUCCCGGAAGCGUAUACUCAUAUCCCUCAAGUUUCUAUUCCUAUCCCGGAAGUUUUUACUCAUAUCCCGGAAGUUUUUACUCAAAUCCCAGUCAAUACUAUUAUCCAGGAAGUUUAAACACUUUUCCUGGUAGUGUGUACUCCUCCCCAAAUGUUGAUUACUUUGGGUACUUUGGCCGUCCUGUCCGAAAAUCAAAGGUAAGACAAAUGAAGUAA
Messenger RNA from Magallana angulata, 927 nucleotides. RefSeq lists its product as uncharacterized. Bases 1 to 927 code for a protein of 308 amino acids. The record is from RefSeq and is a predicted model, not a curated record. NCBI's taxonomy places the organism in Eukaryota, Metazoa, Mollusca, Bivalvia, Ostreida, Ostreidae. The transcript has a single exon.